Messenger RNA from Lycium barbarum (goji berry), 1917 nucleotides. Its product is annotated as triacylglycerol lipase OBL1-like. Bases 274 to 1689 code for a protein of 471 amino acids. Gene Ontology annotation, biological process: lipid metabolic process. The record is from RefSeq and is a predicted model, not a curated record. Gene Ontology annotation, molecular function: triacylglycerol lipase activity. The transcript has 5 exons. NCBI's taxonomy places the organism in Eukaryota, Viridiplantae, Streptophyta, Magnoliopsida, Solanales, Solanaceae.
AAUAUUGGCAAGGCAUGUCCAUACUGAAAGAUGCUAAGUGUUACCUGAACGUAACUUCCAUAGAUCUCUAAAAGCAUAAGAGACAGUAUAGUCUUGUACAAGAAUAUAUCCGUUUUAAUUUCUUCUUCGUUAAGCUAAACAAAGUCGAUCGAAAUGAACGCUUAUAUCUAAAAGACCUUGGUAACAAAUAAGCUCUUAAUAUUGCUAUGUUGAUCUGCAAAGAUAGUACCUUCAUAAAAGAAUUAUUACUAUAGUCAAUUAAUCGCACACAUCAUGGAACGUGUGAGUAGCAAGAAGUACCUUCAACUGAAACCAGAUGAAGCAAGUCUUUUCGAUCUCAUACUUAUUCUGUUCUCCGGGAAUCUUGGGAGCAAACAAUUCAUAGAAUCUUUGAGAGUGACAGAGAUAGCCUUUGAACGUCGAGGAUACAUCUUUCUCUCCGUGUCUGUGCAAAAAGCUCUUCACGUCUUUUCAAAGCUUCUGUCAAUUUUAGGUUCAAUUUCAGAGUUCUGCCUAAAUCUUCUUGCUAGUAACCAGAGUCUUCCUACAUUGUUGUUGAGAAUCCUACAAGGGAAGGUAGUGAUGCCAGAUAAGGAGUCAGCCAACUAUCUCUCGGCUAUUGGAUUUAUAGACACAAGAGUGAAUUGUCAUAAGAAGUUCAAACCUGAGGAUAAAACAUAUAUUGUUGCGCUUUCUGCAGUGGCAUCAAAAGUAGCCUACGAGAAUAAAGCUUUCAUCCGAGCUACUGUCGAGGAUCAAUGGAAGAUCGAGUUGCUAGGUGAGGGUGCCUCUGAUUUUUGGAAUGAGUAUCACCAAAAGAAAUCGACUCAAGCAUUCAUAUUUCAUGAUAAUACAACCAGUCCAGACAGAAUUAUUGUGGCAUUUAGAGGCACUGAACCCUUCAAUUCAGAUGAUUGGAGUACAGAUUUCGACAUAUCUUGGUACGACUUCCAGGACAUGGGAAAAGUCCACGGCGGUUUCAUGAAAGCUCUAGGCUUACAGAAAGGUGAAAGUUGGCCUCCCAAUAUCCCACAAGACGACCAACACCCGGUAGCAUACUACACAAUCAGGGAAAAACUAAGAGACUUCUUUCAGAAAAAUAACCAAACCAAGUUUAUUCUAACAGGGCACAGCUUAGGCGGUGCGCUCGCAAUUCUUUUUGCAGCUGUUCUUGUAUUGCACAAUGAGUCCUUUAUACUGGAAAGAUUGGAAGCAAUUUACACAUUUGGGCAGCCAAGAGUUGGGGAUGCUGAAUUUGGUGAUUUCAUGAAGGAAAAUUUCAGGAAUUAUGGCAUUGGAUAUUAUAGGUUUGUCUAUAGUCAUGAUAUUGUGCCUAGAUUGCCUUAUGAUAACACUACCCUGUGUUUUAAACACUUCGGAACAUGCCUUUACUAUAGCAGCAUAUAUGAAGGAAAGAUUGUUUCGGAAGAACCAUACAGGAAUUACUUUUCUCUGAGAUCACUAAUAUCAAAGAGGGUCGAUGCAUUGUGGGAGUUAGUGAGAAGCUUUCUUCUUCCAUAUCUGUAUGGAACAGAAUAUAAAGAAAGCUUGCUUCUUCAAGCACUUAGAUUGUAUGGACUUCUAUUUCCAGGCAUGCCGGCUCAUGGUCCCCCUGAGUAUAUUAAUGCAAUUUGUUUGGGAGAUGCUACUUUACUCAUCAAUGAUCAAGAUGAUUCUCAACUACUUUGAUGUCUUAUUGGAAGAAAAUGGAUAUUGUCCCUCCAUUAAUCAAGGAUUCGUUUAUUUUUUUAUUUUUUUUGAAAGCGUCAUGGUGGUCCAUUUAACUAGUAAUAAAGCGCGUAUCACAUUGAUCCAUAAACGACAAAACAUCUAGAUUUUUUUGUUUCUUCUACUCUUUAUCGGAUGAUCAAAUGUAAAGUUUGAAUGUUCCAUUGAGUAAUUAUUCUGUUGCUUUUA